AUGUUCGGAGGAAAACAGGCUGUAUCCUUGAGAAAAUGGCGAAAGAAGAAUCCAGACGAGCAGCUUCAAAGCGCCAAGUCAAUGGGCAUGGUCUUUGAAUACAUGAACGACCCAAAGGUAUGGGAGAAGUUCUGUGACACAUACGAAGCCAUCUAUAAUCGUCUGGGUGAAUUCGACGAUUUCUCCGCAAGAAACAACCGGAACCUUCCUAAAAUUCAGGAAGAAUGGCCCAUAUUCAUCGAUGUCGUUCUGAGUUCGAUGGCCAAUCGAUCGAAGGGAACUUUCAAUUGGAUGUUCCGAAAGCGAAAGUACGUACUUGACAGCAAGUCUCUUCUUCAACGCCCCUAG
Messenger RNA from Penicillium argentinense, 348 nucleotides. RefSeq lists its product as uncharacterized. The record is from RefSeq and is a predicted model, not a curated record. NCBI's taxonomy places the organism in Eukaryota, Fungi, Ascomycota, Eurotiomycetes, Eurotiales, Aspergillaceae. The transcript has a single exon. The coding region runs from base 1 to 348 and encodes 115 amino acids.